AUGUGUGCUGUUUUCAUUUGCUGUCCAUACCUGAAGGAAACAAACAGCACAAAUGAUCACGUGUUUGCCUAUGAUGUGAUCAACACAGAUCAAUCAGGUGGGGCAGGUGGUGCCAGACCAGACGAAUACCGGUACGAGGUUGUCAUCCCAGGACUAUUUUGUGUACCUGUGUUUACAUUUGGCUUUGCAAUAAAUAACAAUUUAUGUCGAUAUUACUAUUUAAUUUCGUCGGUUAAUUUUAAGUCCAGACCCAACUCCAGGCCCAGACCUAUUUCCAGCCCAGCUCCAGGCCCAGCUCCAGGCCCAGCUCCAGGCCCAGCUCCAGGCCCAGCUCCAGGCCCAGCUCCAGACCUAUUUCCAGACCCAGCUCUAGGCCCAGCUCCAGACCUAUUUCCAGCCCAGCUCCAGGCCCAGCUCCAGACCUAUUUCCAGCCCAGCUCCAGGCCCAGCUCCAGGCCCAGCUCCAGGCCCAGCUCCAGGCCCAGCUCCAGGCCCAGCUCCAGACCUAUUUCCAGCCCAACUCCAGGCCCAGCUCCAGACCUAUUUCCAGCCCAGCUCCAGGCCCAGCUCCAGGCCCAGCUCCAGGCCCAGCUCCAGGCCCAGCACCAGGCCCAGCUCCAGGCCCAGCUCCAGGCCCAGCUCCAGACCCAGCUCCAGGCCCAGCUCCAGACCCAGCACCAGGCCCAGCUCCAGACCUAUUUCCAGCCCAGCUCCAGGCCCAGCUCCAGGCCCAGCUCCAGGCCCAGCUCCAAUCCCAGCUCCAGACCCAGCUCCAGGCCCAGCUCCAGCUCCAGGCCCAGCUCCAGGCCCAGCUCCAAUCCCAGCUCCAGACCCAGCUCCAGGCCCAGCUCCAGGCCCAGCUCCAAUCCCAGCUCCAGGCCCAGCUCCAAUCCCAACCCAGCUCCAGGCCCAGCUCCAGACCCAGCACCAGGCCCAGCUCCAGACCUAUUUCCAGCCCAGCUCCAGGCCCAGCUCCAGGCCCAGCUCCAGGCCCAGCUCCAAUCCCAGCUCCAGGCCCAGCUCCAGGCCCAGCUCCAGGCCCAGCUCCAAUCCCAGCUCCAGACCCAGCUCCAGGCCCAGCUCCAGGCCCAGCUCCAGGCCCAGCUCCAAUCCCAGCUCAAGACCCAGCUCCAGGCCCAGCUCCAGACCCAGCACCAGCUCCAGGCCCAGCUCCAGGCCCAGCUCCAAUCCCAGCUCCAGGCCCAGCUCCAGGCCCAGCUCCAAUCCCAGCUCCAGACCCAGCUCCAGACCUAG
Messenger RNA from Physella acuta, 1254 nucleotides. RefSeq names its product skin secretory protein xP2-like. NCBI's taxonomy places the organism in Eukaryota, Metazoa, Mollusca, Gastropoda, Physidae. The record is from RefSeq and is a predicted model, not a curated record.